Messenger RNA from Psammomys obesus (fat sand rat), 2058 nucleotides. RefSeq names its product orexin receptor type 2. Gene Ontology annotation, molecular function: orexin receptor activity. The transcript has 5 exons. Gene Ontology annotation, cellular component: membrane. Lineage: Eukaryota; Metazoa; Chordata; Mammalia; Rodentia; Muridae. The record is from RefSeq and is a predicted model, not a curated record. Gene Ontology annotation, biological process: feeding behavior; circadian sleep/wake cycle process; G protein-coupled receptor signaling pathway. The annotation marks the transcript as partial.
GUGAAGUUUACCCAAAGAUGUACCACAUCUGCUUCUUUCUGGUGACGUACAUGGCACCUCUGUGCCUUAUGGUGUUGGCUUAUCUGCAGAUAUUCCGUAAACUCUGGUGCAGACAGAUUCCGGGAACUUCUUCUGUGGUUCAGAGAAAAUGGAAGCAGCCGCAGCCGGUUUCUCAGCCCCGAGGGUCUGGACAGCAAAACAAGGCCCGGAUUAGCGCUGUGGCCGCUGAGAUAAAGCAGAUCCGGGCGCGGAGGAAAACAGCCCGGAUGCUCAUGGUCGUUCUUCUGGUCUUCGCCAUCUGCUAUCUACCAAUCAGCAUCCUCAAUGUGCUAAAGAGAGUAUUUGGGAUGUUCACGCACACUGAAGACAGAGAGACUGUCUAUGCUUGGUUCACAUUUUCUCAUUGGCUUGUCUAUGCUAAUAGUGCUGCGAACCCAAUCAUUUAUAAUUUUCUUAGUGGAAAAUUUCGAGAGGAAUUUAAAGCUGCCUUUUCUUGUUGUCUUGGGGUUCAUCAUCGCCAAGGAGAUCGCCUCGCAAGGGGACGCACCAGCACAGAGAGCAGGAAGUCCCUGACCACGCAGAUCAGCAACUUUGAUAACGUAUCAAAACUCUCAGAGCACGUGGUGCUCACCAGCAUAAGCACACUCCCAGCAGCCAACGGGGCAGGACCGCUUCAAAACUGGUACCUACAGCAGGGAGUGCCAUCUGCACUCCUGUCCACCUGGCUGGAGGUCUGAGAGAAGAGGCUGAGCAUCCGUGUGGAAUCUCACCCUUGUCGUCUCAAAGAGAUAAUGGUUUACAAAACAAGUGCCACUGUGUUCUUAGUGUGAUGUUAAAGAAGAUGGAUUUUAAGGCACUUAUGUGCUUCAUGAGUGACCUGGAUGACUUGUGUUUUUAUUAAAACUUACCAAUGUCACUGAUUUUUAUUUACUGAAGUUUCUGUUUCGUGGAAGCAGUUCAUUUCCAAGAACAGCUAUUACCUGGAAGAAAACCGAUGCAUAAAAUGGAUACAUAAGUGAAACUCGGGGAAGGAAUCAUGAAGUGUCUAUAUAUUUCUCAACAUUAGGGCCCACGGAUCUUGAGCGAUUUAUGGUGAACUUUAUAGGACAAAUGGUAAAAAAAAAAAAAAAAAAGACCACGAGGCCCCGAAACAUAGCAAUGUUAUUGGGGUGCUUAACGACUCACCUCAUUGUGUGCUGAUGACACAGAUGAGAAGAGCUUAGAGGAAAAGUUUGUUCUGGAGCUGAGUUACGCUGGACACUGGACAUCUAUCUGCCUUUACUUCUCUGUAUUUCAAACCUUUAAUUGUGAGAUGUCAAUGUCGUUGGUUUUGUCACUAGUAAGGGUGGUGUAAUGAUUUUACCAAAUAUAUUUCAGAUUAAUAAUUUGUGAAUUUUUAUAAUAUCAUAAAAACCUUGAUAUUUUGAGUUCAUUCAUUUGGGGCUAAAUAUUUUAUGUCAAAUUAAUUUGGUACUUGUGCAGGUGUCAGAAACCGUUACUUAUUUUUUUACUCAUUAACUUAUUUGUUUAUUCACGUUACAGCCUGAUAGCAGCUUGGGGCUAAAUAGUAACCCAAGUUUGUGAGGGAUAAACAGCAACAACAUGACAGCUAACUUUUCCACAGUGUGGAAUAACUAAGUAGCUAUAAACUAUUGAUAAGUUUAGUGUCAAAGUAUUAGGCACAGUAAUAUCCAAUUAUAUCCAAUUUCACCCUAGUGUACAUUGAUUCAGGAAGAAUGAGCAAAUGCGCUUAUAAGUGACAAUCUGAAUGUGUCUAGAGAUGUUAUUAAUCAUACCUGAAAUGAGGGCUAUUAGCACUUUGAUACAAAGUAAAAAUACCAGGUUUGCAUUAGCUGUGAAUCAAAACAGGGAUCAACUGCAUUUCAAAAAACAUGGCUAGUCCUUCCAAUUAGAAACCUUUUCAAUGGAACCUUCAUCAGAUACCCUUCUGCUUCUGUUCAUAUCACAAGCUAAAGCAAAAGCUCCAUUUGAUUAUUUUCAAAUAGUUUUCACAUUGUUUGAAGCGAAAUAAUGGGACUUUUAGGGUCCUUAUAUAAG